Molecule: messenger RNA, 1437 nt
Organism: Penicillium salamii
Lineage: Eukaryota; Fungi; Ascomycota; Eurotiomycetes; Eurotiales; Aspergillaceae
Source: the annotation of a GenBank genome assembly
AUGUUCUGCUCGCCUCAAGCUGCGAAGAGAGCCCCGGGCUCGAAGUGGGGAUAUGGGUGGCGUUCAUCCGACACGUUCAUUCUCAGCAGCAUGUCUAUGGCAUUGUUUACGGAUGAGAUGCUCUUCGCCUUCAUGGUUCCACUGCUUCCUCACAUAUUCGAAACCCGUCUCGGACUAGACACCACACUUACCCAACGAUAUACCUCUAUAUUUCUCGUCGAGGGAGCUCUGAUAUCAAUUAUCUCAAGUCCCUUGGUCGGAAAUAUAGCCGACCGAGCCAGCUCCAAGAAGGCACUACUGCUGGUAUUGCUCAUAUUGACACUAGUCAGCGUGCUAUGUCUGUCAAUCACAGCAUCUCUGACAUGGCUGUUCAUCGGCCGAUUCUUUCAAUGUAUCGUGAGUAACGCACUAUAUAUUGUGGGCAUUGCGGCCAUGGCGGAAAACAUUGGAUCUGAACACAUGGGCAAAAUAGCCGGACUCAGCUCGACUCUGACUUCAGCUGGGACAUGUUCCGGCCCUGUGAUUGCCGGGUUCUUAUUUGGUCUUGGUGGCUAUUGGACAGCAUGGGCUGGCGCCACUCUUUUCCUCAUUGUGGAUAUCAUCAUGCGCCUAUUGAUGAUCGAGAAGCCGAAUCGUCAACGAGCUGAGACGACAAAUACUGAAUCGCUUUGUGCAGAAGAACGAGUUUGCUCGGAGCAAGAGCCGCUUUUGAAUGGGUCGCAGCAUUCCGUCGAAGAAAUUGGAGACUGGCGAUUCUAUAUAUACCUCUUCCGCCAACCUCGAUUUACAGCUGGAACCGUCUGCUACUUUGUUUUCGCUCUCUUUAUCGCGAGUUUUGAGUCCACGCUUGCGACACAUGUCCGACAUACUUUUGGCUGGGGAGUGUUCCCAGUUGGACUUCUGUUUGCAUCCAUCCAGGGACCGGGUAUGGUUUUGUCACCUUUAGUAGGUUGGCUGAAAGAUCGGGUUGGGUCUUGCGUCCCGACGACAAUUGGGUUUAUCACAAUUGCGCCUUUCCUGUGGCUGCUUGGGGUGGCGGGUGAUGUGCGAUUUCCUUGGGCUACAACAGGCAGCAGGGGAGAGAUUAUCUAUGUCACUUGUACUACCACGAUUGGGUGUCUUGUAUGUUUGCUCAACGGGGCUGGGAUGAUGGAGGCUACAGAAACCGUCGAUGAGCUGGAAGCCCAAAACCCCGGGAUAUUUGGCCCCUAUGGAGGGUAUUCACGUGCCGUUGCUAUCACAAAUAUGAGCUGGAUGUCUGGACUACUGGUUGGGCCAAUAUUGACCGGUCUCAUGGUGGAAAAGUUGGGGUAUUUCGAGCUGCAAUGCGUUCUUGCCGCAAUCUCUUUAUUAGCUAGCAUCAACUCUGGACUCAACCUCAGUUCACCGCACCACAAGAACGACGAAUGUCGUUCUGAUGUGAGCUCCAUAUCAUGA